GGCAGCAGCUGCGGCGAAGAUUUUUUUAAAAGGAUUAAAUUGCGUGUGAUCCCUCCCAUCGUUCCCGCAGAUCCUUUCCUUAAACCGAAUUGAACGUGCAUGUGUGUGUGUGUGUGUGUGUGUGUGUGCGCGCGCGAUCGUGUUUGCGAGGCAUUGCGUGCGAAGAGCUCGCCCUGUCAUUCAGAGGAAUCCGCCACCUGAAACACAAGGAAGUAGAGGCGACUCAAUUGGGUAUAAAACAUGAACCACAUCUGCCUCUAGAAUUGCUAACAGCUAAAAAACAUCAAUUAGGAGUCGGACAGGGAGUUGUUUUCUCUGGUUAUUCUGAAUGAAUAAGCAGCCGCAUUUAUACCGAAUUUAUUGCAGCUGUUUUUCGGCUAUAUUGGAAUAAAAUAUAUUUGCAGCUCGAGCACCUGCUACCUUAACGGUCGCUACAUCAUGAUUCCGCCGGGGGACUGCAUGUACGCCGGCAGAAAACGGAGAAAGCCCAUCCAGAAACAGAAACCGGCCGCGGUGAACGAGAAGUCGAACCCGUCCAAGCGGCACCGUGACCGGCUGAAUGCCGAGCUGGACCGGCUGGCCAGCCUGCUUCCGUUUUCCCCGGAAAUCAUCUCCAAGCUGGACAAGCUUUCGGUCCUUCGGCUCAGCGUGAGCUACCUGAGGGUCAAAAGCUUCUUCCAAGCCAUUCAGGAGAAACCUUCCAGAACGCAUGUCAGUCCGUCCACCAAUAGCAACAUGGGGAAGGAGAGUCUGCCUGGAGAAACGAGCAUCACGGAGAGUGAACUCUUAUUGGAGUCCCUGACCGGCUUUGCACUGGUGGUGAGCACAGAGGGGAUGGUCUUCUAUGCUUCCUCCACCAUCGUUGACUACUUGGGCUUCCAUCAGACUGAUGUGAUGCACCAGAACGUCUUCGACUACAUCCAUGUGGAUGACCGGCAGGAGUUCAGAAGACAGCUCCAUUGGGCCAUGAACCCCAGCCAGCAGCAUCCAGCUGCAGAUCACCCCCUAGCGGCAGGGAGCGGUGAGGACUUCGCGGUGAGCAGCCUCUUCAGCUGUGACGAGUCGGGUGACAUCCCUGGGGAAUUCUCCUCCUUCCUGAACCGCUGCUUCAUCUCUCGCGUCCGCUGCCUGCUGGACAGCACGUCCGGGUUCCUGACCAUGCAGUUUCAGGGCCGUCUCAAGUUCCUGCACGGACAGAAGAAGAAGACGCCGUCGGGGUCGCCGCUGCCCCCGCAGCUGGCACUCUUCUGCGUCGCCAUACCACUGCUGCUGCCCAGCAUCACCGAGAUGAAGAUGAAGAGCGUGGCCAUGAGGGCAAAGCAGAGGGGCGGCCUCCUCACCGCUCUGGAUCACAAUGAGAGUGAGGAGCACUUGCGAAAGACUUCCAGUGGGGGCACAAUGAGCCACGGAGGUGAUGUUCUGCUGCUGAGCUGCUCCGGGAACCCGGCUGGGGGCUCACGUCACCAUGCCACGCCCUGGAUGGCACUUGCCAAGGAUGCCAAGCACAAGAGCGAGGCCUACUUUGCCCAAGAGGAGCCCCUGAACUUUUGCAAGUCCCCCACGGCUAGCCAGAGGGGCUCGGGUCUGGAGCACAGUGCGUGGGCGGUGCGAGUAGGCCAAGGCAUGGCCUUCCCCCCGGGUCGGCUAGGGAGACUCGGCCAGUACGGGAGACCCGGGGUCUACAGAACAUCCUCUGGUUGCCGUGGCAAUGACUACCUGUCUAAGCCGUACAGCGAUGGUUCACUGAAUGCCGAGAUGGAGAGCUACUGCGUGGAGGGCAUCAAGAGCGAGAACGGGUACCUGGCUGCCGAGGAGGGCUACAGUGGCCGGGUCCUUCUGGAGAUGCCCAUCAAGGUGGAGCAGGACUCCGACUCUGAGAACGGCUGCGAUGCAUACGGGUUUUCACACGGCCGCCCGUGGCCGUGCAAAGAGCACGUGGAGAGGCGCUACGCCACGACCUACGACAGCCUUCAGCUGAAGACGGAGGCGGACUACUUUCAGCAGUACUCGCCCUGCCAAAAGGGCAAGGUUGGUGCCGGGCCUGCCUUCAACGGGCACUACCAGAACGCGUGCGUGCAGGAAAGCCGGCCCCUGAAAUGUGUCCUGAACAAAGAGCUGACGCAAUUCUGCCAGCAGCGCCUGUCCCACUCUGACCCUCUGUGCAGCAACCAGAGCGCAAACUGCAUGGAAAGUCACAUGUUCACCGGAGGGGCCGAUUCCCUAGAUCACAAGGGCUACGCAAAUCAGGACUAUAAGUUCAGCUACGACUUCAAGGGGCAUGGUCUGCUCCACUCCAUCAAACGGGAACCUAUGGACUCGCCGCCCUGGUCCGACAGCGGCCAUGACCUCGGCCAUGUGGCCGUACACAGGAACAUCAUGUCCAACUGCGUCAUGACUGCAGCACACAAAUCAAACCCAUAUAUAUAUAUGCAAUAAGCCCGAGAGUUGAAAGUCCUCACAGUAACAAAAGACACAGGAAAGAGUGAUGAUCACAUGAUCAAGUGAACCUCUUAGGUUUAAGAGUAUGUCAUUGCCAGGGGCGCCGUAAGGCGGGGCAAAGGUAGGAUGACUCCAAGGGCCCCUGAGUGACAGGGGGCCUAGAAAAUUUCGAAAAUAAUUGGAUUGGUCUGGACUGGGGGCCCAAUAUGAUAUGCCACCAUGGGGCCCAUAUUCUCUAGCAUCACCCCUGGUCAUCAAUGUCACUGAAGAGUCAUCGGUUCACCCAUUGAAGAUUGUUAGACAAAUUUAUAUAAAAAAAAAUGUAUGUUUUUAGUAUAAGCACUUUUGGAGGAAAUAACGAGACAUAUUUUUCAAUUUAUGUGAUUUGUGUUUAUGUGUUCAGAUUAAUUGACCAUAUUUGAGUGUUUACUAUACAAAGGAAAAUAUGUCAGACUGUUAUUUUUAUGUCUGAAAAGUAAAAGAAAUAUGAAUUGUACAUAGCGAAACAAAGCAAUAGUUUUUUUUUUCUUUAACCUCAACCUUGAAGGUCAGGCAAAAAAAUAAACAUACAUAAAAAUAUGUAAGUGUUACUUUGAGCACAAUGGCAACCAGAUCUGUAGCAAAAUCCUGUGAAGGAAUAACUUAAUUUUGUACAUGUUUCCAAAACUACAAUUUAUAAGACAUGAGCCAUAUUUGGGGGUAUUUUUGAAAAAUUAGUGUGAGAAAAGUAUUUUACUGAUUACCAAUAAAAUAAAAAUUUUUAGUUUUUCAACUAAUCACCAAACAUGCUUUUAUUUAAAAAUUCCAAAAUUAUAUUUUUCAAAUAUGCAGUCCAAAAUCGUGUGUUUUGCCUUGAAUUGAAAUAAGUAAAAUGAUUUAUUUAUAGCUUUCAAACUGUUUAUUUUUGAUUGUUCUUUUUAUUAAAUCAUCUAUUUCACAAUUAUUUCAGAGGUCCGGCAAUGAAGAAAUUGUAAAGGUUGUACUGUGUGCUGACAUUCAGGAACUGAACAAUGGCACUGAGAAAACCAAUAGAUACUUCUAGGCAGAGCUAGCUUGUUGAGUGCUGGAAUAAGAAAGUCGGCUGCAGAUUCUAGAAAUGUGCUUGCAACCAGUUUUCUGGUGAUUUGUAGGACUGUAAUAAUGUAUUAUGUAAAAUAUUUCAUGAAAAUAAUACAUGCUACUGCUAUAGUUUUUGUAGCAAUACUAUUGCAAAAAAAAACUGAAAUUGAAUGUUGAGUGUGGGUGAACCGGCUUGUAAACGAGUUAAUUUCAAUGUUGUUCCUGCCGCAUGAAUGCUGCAUUUUUUUUAAAUCUAGGAGAAUAUAUUUGUUUUCUUUUGUAUAUAAAAGUCUGAAUCAUAUAAAAUAGUUCUGUAUGAAUUCUGUUAUGUUCCUUACCAGUUCUGUUAAGGUUAUUGUUUCUUUUAGUUUAAUUAAAUGUUUUUUUUCCAUUAUACAGAAUAAUACUUUGCAGCCAUUGUUAAACUCAAAAGAACUAAAAAAAGACUCCUGGAAGACUGUAAAUUUACAUCAACUGAUACACUUUUUCCACUUCAUCUCCCUUGCUACAUUCUCUGCUAAAAACAUGCCUUAAAAUGUAUUUUGAUAUUUAUGUUUAUAUAGAAAUUCACGGAAUCCACUGCCUUUAGUAUGUAAGAUCUUUCAACAUUGUGGCAUAGUGUUUAAAGUUCUUACGCGAACUUACACAAGGAUGUACGUGCAGAUAUUUGCGAAUAUCCAUUCAUCUUCUAACCACUUACCCUGGUUGGGGUAAUGGAAGAUUUUAAACUUUAAAUUUCAAAUCGCUGAAAUGUAUUAAUAGGCCAACCCACUCUGUGUAGGUUUUGACACAAUGUCUUUUUGUUUGAUCAUUAUUAGUGUACAUUGCAAAGGUGUUUGUGAGUGACCAUUUCGGAAUGAAAGUUACAGUGUGCUACUGCUAUCAUGUUUCUAACUUGCACUAUGGGACUUGGUUGUCAAUCAUACUGCUACCUAGACAUAAUGUCCAGUUGACAUGCAGAACUGUAAAGGUUGAUUUUUGUCAUUCAAGUUGUUUUAUUAUUGUUUUUGUAAAGGAAAAAAAAGUGAUGAGUUUACGUCCUGUGUUUUGUAUUUAUUGUCUAAGUAGACAUGUUAAUUUAAAAUAACUGAAUGCAAGCUUAACGCUCAUUCACUGUAGACAGAUAUAUCUUUUCUGUCUUAAAAACAUGUUUAACAAGCUCUUCAGCUAACUUCGUAGCUGCAAGGCAGCGACUACGUAUUGCAUUUUUUCCCUCAAUAUUUUACAUUCUUUUUUCAAGAUAAGUCAAUAAAAAAU
Messenger RNA from Brienomyrus brachyistius, 4755 nucleotides. RefSeq lists its product as uncharacterized. Gene Ontology annotation, biological process: regulation of transcription by RNA polymerase II. Gene Ontology annotation, molecular function: protein dimerization activity; transcription cis-regulatory region binding; nuclear receptor activity. Lineage: Eukaryota; Metazoa; Chordata; Actinopteri; Osteoglossiformes; Mormyridae. Gene Ontology annotation, cellular component: nucleus; aryl hydrocarbon receptor complex. The transcript has 9 exons. The coding region runs from base 439 to 2436 and encodes 665 amino acids. The record is from RefSeq and is a predicted model, not a curated record.